Eucalyptus grandis is the source of this 1816-nucleotide messenger RNA. RefSeq lists its product as uncharacterized. The record is from RefSeq and is a predicted model, not a curated record. The coding region runs from base 1076 to 1675 and encodes 199 amino acids. NCBI's taxonomy places the organism in Eukaryota, Viridiplantae, Streptophyta, Magnoliopsida, Myrtales, Myrtaceae. The transcript has 4 exons.
GAGAAAAAAAUACACGAACUGGAAGGUGAACUGAUGCCGGCGUCCAUGGAUUCUCUAUCUCCAAAGAGGCUCCGCUCUGAUCCUGAAGCCGAAUCUGCAAAAGAAAAAAAUACACGAACUGGAAGGUGAACUGAUGCCGGCGUCCAUGGAUUCUCUAUCUCCAAAGAGGCUCCGCUCUGAUCCUGAAGCCGAAUCUGCAAAAGAGAAAAAAAUACACGAACUGGAAGGUGAACUGAUGCCGGCGUCCAUGGAUUCUCCAUCUCCAAAAUCUCCAAAGAGGCUCCGCUCUGAUCCUGAAGCCGAAUCUGCAGACAAGGAUCGGAUCAGCUGUUUGCCCGAAGAUAUUAUAGGCUCUAUAUUAUCUCUUCUGCCAUCUAGAGAUGCACAAGCGACUUGUCUUCUUUCCAGAAGAUGGAGGCAUUUGUCUACUUGUCGGGUUACCGACCUUGAUUUCGACCGGUCUGACUUAUUCACCAAGAUGAAAGAUAAUUGCAAGUUUGCAGAAGAGGAGAAGGCAAGAUAUGUGGAAUGGGUGGACAAUAUCUUGCAGUGUCUAAGUGGAGGAUACCAUUUGCGUAGAUUCAUGUUAUGCUUUGAUCUGAAUAUCUCAUAUAAGUCUCAUAUCGAUCGAUGGAUUAGGUUUGCAUUGACAAAAUGAGUUAAAUUUCUCCGACUAGAUUUUAGGCCAGCCUCUUCUGAGGAUUUGUGGUCUACUUGUCACGUGCCAUAUCUGUUUGGGCAUGAGACACUUAUAGGUGCUGAUGCAGGGUGUUCCCAACGGGCUUCAGGUCUUAGUAAUUUUGGCUUGAACCCUUCUAGUUCUUGGCAUGUUGGCUUAAGGUAUCUCGAAAAGCUCACCUUGUGUCGAGUCACUGUGGAGGGAGAACUCAUUGAACAACUGCUUGUCAAUUGUCCGAUUCUAGAGCGAUUGACCUUAGUAUAUGCUCUUACUUUGAAAAGGCUUAGAGUAUCUGGUCAAUCACUGAAGCUGAAAUACUUAUCCAUUGGAUGGUGUGAUAAUCUUGAUCGUGUUGAGAUUUAUGAUACAGAUCUUGUGUCCUUCACUUUUGAGGGAAUGAGAACUCGAUUGCGUUUGUACAAGCUUCCCCAGCUAUCUAAGGUGUCUAUUACAGGAUAUAUAUGGGAGCUUGUGGGUGUUAUGCGGUCUCAGCUUUCAAGUCUUCCUUGUCUGCAUAUUCUCAAUCUGAAAUUUUAUUAUUCACUUAAUGAAAAUCGGCCUAUUCGUCAACUACCUAAAUUGACAAGUGUCAAGCAAUUGAAACUGACUGUUGACGGAUCUACAAAUGCAAGUCUAUUUACGUUGGCUGUCAUGAUCAAGGCAUGUCCGUACUUGCAGAGUUUUGGGUUAGAGUUGAUGGACCCAUGGUGGAGGCCACACAGGCCGAGAAGAGAGCUGAAAAGAGUUGUUAGACCUCUCCCUCUCCAUCGAUACCUUAAAAAAGUUGAAUUCUACAAGUAUUAUGGUAGACAUUCUCAUCUCGAACUAGUGACUUGCCUUAUUGCGAGUGCCGUUGCCCUUGAGAAGUUAGUGGUGAAUACCUGUGACAAAGAGUAUGUUUCGGGGGAAUGGAAAAAGUUGGAGGAACCUAGAGAACGGGCUUUGCAACAACUCAAGGGAAAGGUACCUUUAAAGAUUGCUCUGGUGAUUAAUUAACGGAGCCAAAGGUAUCCGUACAAGUGAUAUGGAUGGUGUUUUGCAACCUAUUCCUCUUCCCCUUUUCAAGGUUUUCUUUUUCUUUUUAUUGUGAAUAUAAGUUUGUUUAUUAAUAAUUUAUUAUUUUCUGAUUUUAUUUUA